AUGCUGCUGUCUGAUUUACCGUCGGACAUAAUAUACGUGAUAGCAACAUAUCUUCCGUCUGCCAGCUCAUUGGCCGCCCUCGCUCAGACAUGCCAACGCCUGCACAAGGUCAUCGCUGCUGAGGACUGGCGGGUAUUCCAUGGACAUUUCAAGAAUCGUUUCCCCUUCGUUGAUACGCCUCCUUUUUGGAAGGAUGCAACUCAGGCGCUCACGGCGCGCGCUCGAGCAUUGGACAGACUUGGACUGCUUUGUCGCUUCGUCCUCCCCCCACGCGAUGCGGUGAAGGUUGGAUCCCAUCGGGGCACCCGGCAGGACAACCCUACGCACGGGUACCGUCCCUCGAUUGAUUCAUAUGAAUCUUGGCCAGGUGGUUCCUGGUCGGAAAGGAAGGAGGUGCUCGUCUGGGGCGCCGCGGAUGAGUUAGUUUUACGGAUUCGGCAGCCCACGUAUCGCGCCGGAGAGAAGUGGUUCAUUUUUAACGACGUGGAGACGAAGAUCAGCAGCUACCAUGACAUUUGUGGCGUACAUCUCCUCAAACAAGAGCAUCAUAGCAGAAAGGCAGGCGACGAGCACAUAAUAUUUGGUCGUCUGAACGGCGACCUAUGCCAUGUUGCGAUUUCGCCGGACACAGCGUCUCACAAAUACUACCAACGUUUCUUGACCAAUGGCCAUGGGCUUGAGCGCACAGAGUUGAGUGGAGGUGCAGAGCCUAUUCUGGCGGCCCAUUUGAACAAUGGAUCCAUCGUCUUCUAUCAGACCACAACGGGAGAAGCCGAAGUUGAGUCGUUUGCGGAUUGCAAAAUCACUCCAGACGGCACGGCACGUAACAAGUAUUCCAAGUUCUUGUCGCCUGAGUGUAUUGCGUAUGGAACGGGACGCCAGGAGAAUUCCUUAACUAUCACCACGAUUUCUAAAGAACGACUAUCGGUGAACCGCGAGAUCAGCGUCACCUCCUUGGAUAUAGGGGAAAGUAUCGGCCUCCGUCGAAAGGCCAACGUGAGCGCAAUCGCACCUCUCACUGCUCAGUUCACCAGAGAAUCCUCUGGCCAAGUAUUCCUUGCUGCCUGGGGUGACCGCUGCAUCAGACUUCACGAUCUACGCUCGCACCAGCCUUUCGAGUAUACCUACCGUGACACAAUCGAUACGAAUCCUAUUUAUUGUAUACACCCAUUCGGCCAGGAUCGUUUUCUAGCAGGCGCAGGCGGAGACGCCGUGGUCAAGAUUUAUGACCUUCGGAUGCAAAGCGCCUACAGCCACAAGAAUACACAAAUUCCUUCUCCUCCAAAUGACCUUCGCCGGUCCUCUAACGGCUCCACUCCUUACCUCAGCGGGUUCCAAAACACUGUGACCUGUCCGCGCAAAGAUUUCUCGAUCUUCCUUACAACAUCCCCUUCCGUCCGCUGGAACUCGAAAGCAGCACGCUCACGCGUAGAUCGUCAAUAUCGCGGACCAAUCUACACCAUGUCCUCCCCCUCGCCCUCCUCGUCAACCAUUUACACCGGCAUCGUUGACGGGGUGAUGCGGCUCGACUUCGCCUCGUCGGAUGAUUUGACGGGCCCCUCCCAAGCAUGGUAUCGAGAUUAUUUCGGCUUGUACUCAGAUGUAACUCGUCCUGCGACUCUAGCGGAUCGGAUCAUAGAGCUUUCUGGCUACGAACGUCGGGAUUCAACCAGUGCGUCCAAGUUGAGGACUCAGCAGCCCUUUGCGCGGAUUGAACCCGAGGAUAUUGAACAUGAGAAGAAUACUGGUUGGGACAGAAGAUGGCAGCGGUUAGGACCACCGGGUGCCUGGAGACGGUCGGAUCGGGCUACGUGA
This is a messenger RNA of Aspergillus pseudoviridinutans, 1815 nucleotides long. Its product is annotated as F-box/WD repeat-containing protein. Gene Ontology annotation, molecular function: protein binding. The transcript has 2 exons. The record is from RefSeq and is a predicted model, not a curated record. Bases 1 to 1815 code for a protein of 604 amino acids. NCBI's taxonomy places the organism in Eukaryota, Fungi, Ascomycota, Eurotiomycetes, Eurotiales, Aspergillaceae.